Messenger RNA from Rotaria sp. Silwood2, 874 nucleotides. The record is from the annotation of a GenBank genome assembly. NCBI's taxonomy places the organism in Eukaryota, Metazoa, Rotifera, Eurotatoria, Philodinida, Philodinidae.
UUUAUCCUGCUGGUCGAUCAUUGAUUUGAAUAAAGAGAGGAAAAUCUAUUCCGAAUAAGAAAAAAGUCUUAUCUGAGUAUGUUUGACUUAGAUUAAAUAAAACUUUUUUCAAUUUUAAUUUGAAGUACGGCCGGAUGUUGCCAAAUGGCAACAUACAGUUAUUAAGUAAAAAAUAAUAUUUUUGUUUCAAAGAUUAUAUUUUUGUUAUACUUAUGAUACAACAAUAAGAAAUAUGUGGAAAAAGAAUUUUUUGCUAUUCGCCUUCUAGGAGCCGGUCGGAAAGGGUUAAACAAUAUUCAAAAUUUUUUUUUUCAAAAUUCUUUUAGGUUUACCAAAUGAUAUUGGAUAUGGUCAAAAAUUAUUUUUAUGUUGUCGAGGACAUGUUGUUUUUGAUGGUCCAACUGGUAUGAAUUCGGAUAUUUGGCUUCCACUUCAAGAAAAUCUUAAAAAGAUAACAACAGUAUGUAUUUAUGAUCGAGCCGGAUUAGCAAUGAGUAAUGCACCACUAAGUUCGACAAUUAAACAAAAAUUAGAUGAAAGGGAACAGACAACAGUUAAGCAUCGUGGAAUGGAUUUUACUUCGAAAGAUCUCAAUCGCCUGAUAAGUGCAGCAAGUCAACAACCUAUGCCAUUUAUUUUAGUUGAUGAUGAUUUAGGUGCUAUUGUAGCUCGUUUUUAUGCUCGAAUGUAUGAGUUGUAUAACAAAAUCAUACCUCAUCUUCAUGCUAUGCAACUUUCAGCAGCUAUUGGUAUUAAUCGAAUUCUUGUAUUAACACGUAUGAUUGAUCCACUAUUAAUAAUACAAACAUCUGCUGAUUCAGAUGAUGAUAAAAUAAAUAUGAAUCAGAGACAGAUUAUUGAUUUUAUGCAAUAA